AUGUUUGCAGGUCCCAUGUCAUGGGUACAUCGACAGGUUUCAAUGGGCACUGAUCCUAGGUCUAUACUUACUGAUAUGUUACCAGAUGGAAUGGAACUACCAAGUGAUCUAGAUAAUUACUCUUUAUGGAGACUGGUUAUUAAUCUAUUAAUGGAACCACCUAGAAGAAAAAAACUUGAGAAUAUCAAUACAUUUGAAGAUGUUGUUCAUUUGUUAAAAACUUGUAAAAAAAUCAUGGUCCUAACUGGAGCAGGAGUGUCUGUAUCUUGUGGUAUACCAGAUUUUAGAUCAAGAGAUGGUGUGUAUGCAAGACUGGCUGUUGAUUUUCCCAAUCUUCCUGAUCCACAAGCUAUGUUUGAUAUUCAUUUCUUUAAAGGAGAUCAAAGACCAUUCUUUAAAUUUGCAAAAGAAAUCUACCCAGGUCAAUUUGAACCGUCUAAAUGUCAUAAAUUUAUUAAGUUAUUAGAUGAUCAUAAUAAAUUAUUACGCAACUAUACUCAGAAUAUUGAUACACUAGAACAAGUAGCCGGUAUUAAAAAUGUUAUUCAGUGUCAUGGUUCAUUUGCAACAGCUCAGUGUAUGGCUUGUAAACAUAAAGUAGAUGCAGACGUUAUUAAAAAAGAUAUUUUUGAUCAAGUUAUUCCAGCAUGUCCUGUUUGCCCACCUGGCACACCGUAUGCCAUCAUGAAACCUAAUAUUGUAUUUUUUGGUGAAAGUUUACCUGAAGAAUUUCAUCGACAGAUGGCUGAUGAUAAAGAUGAAUGUGAUUUAUUGAUAGUUAUUGGCUCUUCCCUUAAAGUUCGUCCAGUUGCCCUCAUUCCUAAUUCUCUUCCAGCCCAUGUACCUCAAAUAUUAAUAAAUCGUGAGAGGUUACGACAUAUGGACUUUGAUGUAGAAUUAUUGGGAGAUUGUGAUGUUAUAGUCAAUGAAUUGUGCAAACAUUUAGGUGAAGGCUGGGACAAGUUGAGCAAUAAUCAACCUGUAUUAAAACACAAAGAAAAGUCAGAAUUAUGUGAAGACUCUAAAAACAUGUGUUCAAAUAUUGUCAGUGCAUAUUCUUGUGAACUUCGCGGUGAUAAUUGUUUAUCAACAGACAGUAAUUCAUCUGAUAGUCAAUCAGCUGUUAAUCACAAACAGGACACUGGUGACAGUCAACCUACAACACCUGAUGUUACUCCCUCAACUAACACUUUAGACAAUAGAAAUAGUGAACUGUGUUCAAAUCAGAGUGCAUUAAGAAAUUCUAACUCAUCUGAAACUACAGAUAAUGAUAAUAUUGAGAGUACAGAUGAAACCAGUAACCAAAUGAGAAGUUUCUUCCAACCUAGACCACGACAAAGUCUAGCCAAAAGACUUAAAAAUGAUGAGUUACUGUUUUUACCACCUAAUCGUUAUGUUUUCUCUGGAGCAGAAGUUUAUUCUGAUGAUGAUUUUGAUGAUAGUGACAGUGAAAGUGAAGAUGGCGAUGAGGACACUAAAACCACAAAUGAUGAUGUCCAAACUGAAAACUUAGACAAUCAACACCAAAACGAUAAAGUUGUUCCAGAUGUUAAAGCAAAAGAAAAUUAUGAAGUUUCUAUAAGAGAUAUUAUUGAUAUAGCAAAGUAA
Molecule: messenger RNA, 1608 nt
Organism: Lottia gigantea (owl limpet)
Lineage: Eukaryota; Metazoa; Mollusca; Gastropoda; Lottiidae
Exons: 7
Coding region: 1-1608 (535 amino acids)
Molecular function (GO): NAD+ binding
Source: RefSeq, a predicted model, not a curated record